Messenger RNA from Vollenhovia emeryi, 2333 nucleotides. RefSeq lists its product as uncharacterized. The coding region runs from base 411 to 1967 and encodes 518 amino acids. NCBI's taxonomy places the organism in Eukaryota, Metazoa, Arthropoda, Insecta, Hymenoptera, Formicidae. The transcript has 2 exons. The record is from RefSeq and is a predicted model, not a curated record.
UACUGAUCGCUCACUCAACAGUUGUGUCUGCUAAACGCGGCCAAUGGAGUCGUGGGGGUGUCCCGUGGUUGAUUCAGCUGCUUUUGAACAACGAUUACGUCCCGCUCUGACCAGUUUUGCGCUUCGACGUCUCGCAGAGAGGUACGAUUCACACUUGGCGAGCUCGGUCCACGCACAGUGAUUCAUUACGUAGGCACACAAUUGUAUUGCACCUCCAACCCGCACCGGGCAAUUCGUAUUUACUCAACGUUGUGCUUCAGCCGAAUUUAUAUUUCUUUUCACUAGCCGCUUUUGAAAAAGCCUGAAUUAGACGAUAGAGAGAGGUUCCUUCUUCCGCUGGAUUUCAUAGGUCGUAUAUCGAUGUGAGAAAGAAAGAGAAAGAAAGAGGGAGGAGGGGACUGCACGGAAGAAUGUACAUCGCGAUCGAAGACGAGGCAAUCGUGCCGAAACGUUUCGCCGUGUGCGACUUUUAUGACGUUGAGACGUGCUUCUGUUGGGACAAUGACAGACUUGUUAUUUUUCCCUACACAAAGGACAGCUCUGUUGGGGCGUGCGACAUGCGGAUCCUGGUGACGCCGGCCCCCAUCAGGAGUGUACAGUUCUUCGACAGCCGAGCCUUCGUGAUAUGCAUGCCGCAGAGCGUCUACAAGCUGUCGCGGUCCUGCGAGUUUGCCCUCCUGAGCAAAAACGCGCUGGACAUGGGCGGCGAGUUCUAUCGGGUGCUCGUCGCCUGGAACAACACCGUCUACCUCGACGACAAGCAGGACAAGUCGUCCACGCUGCUGUUCCCCCUCGAGCCAAACGCGAGCGAGACGGUGUGCACGUUCUCUCUGAACCCGGCGAGCACGGAGCCGGAGCUCGUGAGCUGCUUCGCCGCCGGUUGGGAGACCGAGGGUAAUCUGUGCCUCGUCGCGCAUCACACGAAGCUGUACGUGCUGAGGGGCAACGCCGUACAGCUGGUUUACACCAGCGACUUCGCUAUCGUGGACAUUCUGCCUGUGAAUAGGCGAGACAAGGUAGCGGGUCUGCUGCUUCUAACAACACGCGCCAACGCGAUAAUCUUUGUGCACGGCAGAGACGACAAACUGGUGUUCGAAAGGGUUAACCUUGGGGAAAACGUGAAGGACCGAGUGGCGAUCUGCGCCAGUUUUAAUCUAUGCGUAGAGAACAUUUUGUGGAUACUGUGCUGCGAUCUGUCCAGGCUGUAUUACAUAAGAAAAGAGGCCUUCGUGGAUAGGGUUCAAGAGGUGAAAGUAGAGGAGAGGACAUUUACGUGCAUGCAGUAUUACAAACCAAAUAUAAUUCUAGGUCUGUCACAGAGGAAGGAAUUGGUGGAGCUUUCGCUUGAAGGGUUAGAGAACUGGUCAGCCAGUAGUAAUAUCCUUCUUCGCGCUGAAAUGUUUAGCAGAACAGACGUCAUUAUGGAGAAGAUUUGCGCCAAGGCGAAGGAACUGGAUGCGCUCUACGAGAACUUGACGAUUGAACAAGACAAGUUGAAAAGAAUAGGUCUGUACGCUGCCAAACAAAAACUACAAUUAAGUCCCUGCAUCGAGGUGUCCAGGCUGUGCAGGCGUCGCUAUCUUGGUCUGAGUAUACCGGACAAGCUGCCUAGAAAUAGUUACGUGGUGUUUACCUUCACCUCUGGAAAUCAAAACACGUUCUGCAUAAAGAAAGUCAUGGAGACGUCAAUCGCGAUAAAAAUGCCCAUCAAUGAAAAUUGCAUACUGCACUCUUCGUCUAUCCGCAUGGAUUUGAUCACGUUGAUGAAUGAACAACGACCAUGGUGCCUUAUACAGAAUUUUAUAAGCUCUCCGCCGGAGAAGAAAAAAAGAGGUCGUCCCAAGAAAGAUAAGACUGCCUUCAUAGAUGCUAAAAUAGCGACGUUGCGACAAUUAAUAGCGGAGAAAGGAAAUUUGAGCAUGCCAAAGUUAUGUGAAAUAAAGAAAAGUAUACGCGCACAGUUAUAAUUUCGCAGAGAUAUAAUGGUACUUUAUGCGCUGUGAAUAUAUAUGUAUGUAUGUAUAAUAAGUUUAAUAUGUAUAUAUAUAUAUUUAAUACACAUGUGCCACUAGUUUUCUAUUGCUGUAUUAGAGAACUGACUAUGCAGUAUAAUGAGAAGUUUAACGCGAUAUUUUGUUAUUUUACCAAUUUAAUUGAAUAAUUAUAUAAGUAGUACUGAUUCUCAUGUGAUAAAAAUUAAAAUUUUUUUAUCUUGCACGUUUCACAUGUAUCCCUUUUGAUAUACCUAAGUACAUCUUAGAUCUCUGCGUGCCUUCGUACUGUCUUCUAAAAAAGAUUUUGUAUAUACAAAUAUACAGGGUGAGUCAUUCCAC